Messenger RNA from Leptopilina boulardi, 11984 nucleotides. It is a transcript of the gene Dhc62B, whose product is annotated as dynein axonemal heavy chain 12. Gene Ontology annotation, biological process: microtubule-based movement. The transcript has 30 exons. The record is from RefSeq and is a predicted model, not a curated record. The coding region runs from base 128 to 11929 and encodes 3933 amino acids. Gene Ontology annotation, molecular function: minus-end-directed microtubule motor activity; ATP binding; dynein light intermediate chain binding. Gene Ontology annotation, cellular component: dynein complex. Lineage: Eukaryota; Metazoa; Arthropoda; Insecta; Hymenoptera; Figitidae.
CCAUUUAUUUGUAAAUUUUCAGUUGACUUCAGUUGUUAAAAAUAACAAGUCAUGACAAGUGCUGUUUAAAGUAUAUUAUUUUAAUGCUUUAACAGUAAUUAGUGAAUAAACUAGCAUUUUAUCAAAAAUGUCAUCAUCUGAGUUUCAUAAUCUUUUAUAUGGCACUACACGUAUUCGAAAAACAAUUCCAGUUCCAAAAUUACCAAUUGAUGAAAAAGUAGAAAACAAUCGUCUAUGCAAUUUUCAAAUUGAAAAGACACGAAGAAGAAAAAUUCAUCAACUGAUCGAAGAGAAAACUUCAAAAGUAAAAAAUGAAUUUUUCAAAAAUGAACAUGAUGAAGAAUCACAUUUUAAAUGUAAUGUUCCACGAUCUCAAAAGUAUUAUAUUUUAAAAAUGAAAGAAUAUGCAGACAAAUUACCCACAACUCAACUUCUUCCUGAAUGGGAAGAAAAUAUUAAAAAACAACUGUCAAAAGAGUUGAGAGUAAAGUUUAAAAUAGUUUUCAAUGAUGAGAUAAAAGAAACACGAGAACGUUAUUUUAAAACAAUGCAUGAAUUAGGAAUACGAGAAGUUAUAGCAAUGGAAUGUCAAGACAAAACAUUCGAUACAUUAGAUCCACCUUAUAAAUUUCCUGGACAUACGGAAUAUCGCAAUAAAUUUUUGAAAAAUCGCAGCAUAAUAGAAAAGAAAUAUUUUCUGUCUCAUAAAUUAAUCAAAAAUAUAAAGUCUAAAACAAAUAUUUUUCAAAAUUUUAUAUUAGAUUUUCGAAAAUAUCGAACUCGUGGUUUUUUGGAAUUAACACGUUUGCAGGAUUUAGUCGAGGAUGAUUUAAGGAAAGGAAAUUUAAUUAUAACAAAUUCUUAUUACAAUAGCAUUGUUAAAUUAAUUUCACAACCACGAUAUUUACAUGAAAUUCCAUCAAAUUUGCUGCCCUCAUUUUUAAAGUGUGCUUCCAGAUUUCUGGCUCUUCAAAUAAAUCGACAAAUGAUGAAUACUAUUGAACACUUGCUUCAAGUAGCCAAUGAUCCUUUAACUAUUCCAGUGUUAAACAUAAAACUAAAAUGUGAAAAUAAUCAACUAUUUAUUUCACCCUCGAUGCCCGAGAUUUAUUCGGUAUUUCAUUCUUUUAUUGAUAAUAUUGCAAAUACAGCACGAUAUUUGCCAUCGCUGGAGUCUUGGGUAAAUGUCAAAACCACAAAUGAAUUCAUUCCAGUCACUUUGCCCGAUUGGUAUUUACAACAAUCACAUGAAAUUCUUGAGCAAAAUUUGGAAACAAUGUAUCAAUCCUUAAAUAGUUACAUUGAAGAUCUUGGACAACAAUUUAGUUUCAUUUACAGUUCAGAAACACAUCAACAAAUUAUAAACUAUGUUGCAGAGGGUCAUGAUUUUACCACAUAUGUGAAUAAAUUUGAAGAAUUUAAAACCUAUUUUUGGGAAAUAACAAAAAUUACCAGAUACGAAUACUUUUUAGUUGGUAAACUUCAUCAAGACGAUGGAAAAUUGUCUUUAAAACACUAUGCAGAACAAGUGCAAGAUCAUAUUAUUAAAGAAUUAAUUAAAAGUCAUAGAAAUUUUAAUUUGGAAAUAUGUCGAGAAUUUGAAGAGCUUGAAAGUAAAGCUUUGAAUAUUCCAGAAAAUACUGAAGAUUUACUCGAGUUGGGAAAAUUUAUGGUAUAUGCAACGACAAUUUUACUGGCUCAACUAAAUGAAAAAGUAUCGCUGUCUUUAUUUAUGAUGUCCUCAUUACUUGAAAUGACGUCUUUGGACAAAGAUCACAUUGAAUUGAAUAACACGACAGUUAAUUGGUUACAGCGCAUUCAAUUAAUUUUCGAACAAAAUAGUUCACUAUACGAACAAAAGAAAUUUGAACUCGAAGAAUAUCUACAAAACAAAAAUAAUUCUCUAAAUACAGAGAUUGAAGAAAUGUUCCCAAAAUUAGAAAUAAUGAACGAUAUGGACGAUGGUAAAAGAAUAGGUGAGUAUAUUGUAUAUAUGCGAAAAUUUAUUCACUGCCUGGACAGAAUGGACGAACAAAUUGAAUGGAUAAAUCGUGAGGAAAAACUUUUUCAAUUUCCAUUGAGUGUUUAUCCAAAAAUCAAAGAACUUAAAGAAAUUAUUUUACCAUAUUAUUCUCUUAUAUAUCGCGCUUAUCAAUGGAAAAGAGAUUUAGGUGUUUGGCUAGAUGGACCUUUUGAAUAUCUUGAUGCAAUUAUAAUUGAGAAUAAAACUGUGGAAUAUUUUACUGAUUUUUCGAAAACUAGUAAAACAUACAAGACGAAGAUCAAGAUGCAUAUUGCCAUGGGAUAUCCGUACAGUUUUUCAGGAUCAGUGGAUGAUCCCGAUCCUUUUCAGCAACCGGCUCCUAUGAAAUUGUGUUAUCAAUUAUUAGACGAGGUUAAAUGGUUCAAGCAAUAUGUUCCAUUGGCACUUUGUUUUUGUAACCCAGCACUUCGUCAAAGACACUGGGAUGAAAUGUCCCAAAUUGCUGGUUUUGAUUUGACUCCAAAUGCUGGAACAACUCUUCGAAAAAUAAUAGCUCUUAAUCUACUGGAAAAUUUGGAUCAAUACGAUAUUUUUAGCACCAGUGCAACAAAAGAGCUUGUUUUACAGCAACUUCUUUCAAAAAUGAUUCAUGAAUGGGAUGAUGUAAUUUUUACCACAAUGCCAUUCAAAGAUUCAGGUGUUAAUAUUCUUACACAAUUAGAUGACAUUAUUGCCUUAUUGGAGGAGCAUAUUGUUAAAGUUCAAGCAAUGAGAGGAUCGGCUUUUGUAAAACCAAUCGAAGAUGAAGUCAAAGCUUUUUAUGAAUUGCUUUUGAGAAUGCAAAGGACUAUUGAAGAAUGGACAAAGGUGCAAGUUCAAUGGAUGUAUCUUUUGCCUAUUUUCUCAAGUAAAGAUAUUGUUGCUCAAUUACCUGAGGAAGGAAUUUUGUUUUCCGAAGUGGAUUCAAUGUUUCGUAAAGCAAUGAAUCAAGUUUUCAGAGAGCCAAGAGUUAAAAACACUGCAGGCUCUUUGGGUCUCUAUGAAAGUAUGAAAGACGCCAAUGAAAUAAUGGAAAGAGUACACGAAGGUGUUGUGAAUUAUCUCGAAAAAAAGAGACUUUAUUUCCCUCGUUUCUUUUUCCUUAGUAACGAUGAUAUGUUGGAGAUUCUCUCUGAAACAAAAGAUCCCCUUCGUGUGCAACCUCAUUUGAAAAAAUGCUUCGAAGGAAUUGCCAAACUUGGCUUCAACGAGAAUUUAGAAAUUUUCUCAAUGUUUAGUGACGAUAGAGAAGAAGUUAAAUUGGAAAAUAUUAUUUCAACAACAGCAGCUCGAGGUUGCGUUGAAAAAUGGCUUGUGCAGGUGGAAGAACAAAUGGUGAAGUCAAUAAGACACGAAGUGCUAAUGAGCUAUCGAGACUAUGAAAUAAACGAAAGAGUUUCAUGGGUUUUACUUUGGCCUGGAAUGGUUGUUCUCUGUGUUUCACAAAUAUAUUGGUGCAUUGACGUUCAAAAUUGUUUGAUUACACACAUGAAAUCUGUUUUGGGAUCACUCUAUGAUAAAUUGAAGAAACAGAUUUUUGAUAUGGUAAAUCUGGUAAAAGGACGUUUAUCGAAGCAAAAUAGAACAACUCUAAACGCUUUAAUAACAAUCGAUGUGCACGCUUAUGAUGUGGUAAAAUUAUUGAUUGACAAAAAUGUGACAAGCGAAACAGAUUUUGAAUGGUUAGCACAAUUACGAUAUUAUUGGGAAGACGAUGUUUUUGUGAGAAUUAUAAAUGCAACUGUUUCAUAUGCUUAUGAAUAUUUGGGAAAUUGUCCCCGUUUGGUGAUAACUCCAUUAACAGACAGAUGCUAUCGCACAUUAAUUGGAGCCUAUUCAUUGCAUUUGAAUGGAGCCCCUGAAGGUCCAGCAGGAACGGGAAAAACUGAAUCAGUAAAAGAUCUCGCGAGAGCACUUGCAAUUCAAUGUGUUGUUUUCAAUUGUUCCGAGGGUCUUGAUUAUAAAAAUAUGGGAAAAUUCUUCAAGGGUCUCGCAUCUUGUGGCGCAUGGGCCUGUUUCGAUGAAUUCAAUCGAAUUGAACUCGAAGUAUUGUCAGUUGUGGCACAACAAAUUCUUUGUAUCAUACAAGCAGUUCGGGGAAAUUUUGAAAAAUUUCUAUUCGAAGGCACCGAACUGACAUUGAAUCCUGCCGUUUAUGUUUGCAUUACAAUGAAUCCAGGUUACGCUGGAAGAUCUGAACUUCCUGAUAAUUUGAAAGUUCUCUUUAGAACUGUUGCAAUGAUGGUACCCGACUAUGCAAUGAUUGGCGAAAUAUUUCUCUACUCUUCGGGAUUUACAAAUGCAAGAGUUUUAUCGGUGAAAAUUGUCACAACUUAUAAACUCUGCUCGGAGCAACUUUCUUCACAAUCACAUUAUGAUUAUGGAAUGAGAGCGGUGAAAACAGUUUUAACAGCAGCACAAAAUAUGAAAUUAAAAUAUCCCAAUGAAAAUGAAAUGAUUCUUAUGUUGAGAUCAAUUAUUGAUGUUAAUUUACCGAAAUUUCUUGAUCAUGAUGUUCCACUAUUUGAUGGGAUAAUAACUGAUCUUUUUCCCGAGACAAAAUUACCGGCGCCUGAUUAUGAAAUAUUUUUAAAGGCCAUUAGAUUAGUGAUGGAGAGAAAAAAUUUACAACCAGUCGAUGGUUUUUUGUUGAAAAUUAUUCAAAUUUUUGAAAUGAUGAUUGUUAGACAUGGUUUUAUGUUGGUAGGCGAACCUUGUGGUGGAAAAACAACUUGUUUGCGUACUCUUGCUGAUAGUUUGACAUUGAUGCAUGAAUGGGGUGAUGAGAAUGGUGCGAGAACAAAAUUUUUCACAAUCAAUCCAAAAGCAAUUACAAUGGGUCAACUUUAUGGACAAUUUGAUGCUGUAUCUUCGGAAUGGACUGAUGGAAUUUGUGCUGUGGCUUUUCGUGAUUAUUGCUCGGAUGAGAGUGCUGAUAGAAAAUGGUUAAUUUUUGAUGGACCCGUCGAUGCUGUUUGGAUUGAAAAUUUAAAUACAGUUCUCGAUGAUAAUAAAAAAUUGUGCCUCACAUCGGGUGAAGUUAUGCAAAUGACAAAUGUAAUGUCAAUGAUAUUUGAGGCAAUGGAUCUUCUUCAGGCAUCACCUGCCACUGUUUCGCGAUGUGGAAUGAUUUACAUGGAACCACAUAUUUUAGGAUGGCGACCUUAUGCAAAAUCUUGGAUCAAUAAUAUUGAUUUGCGUUGGAAGGUGGGAAAUGAAGAUCUUUUAAAUGAAAUUUUUGAAUGGCUCAUUGAUCCUUGUUUAGAAUUUGUUCGUAAAAAAUGCCGUCUCACAGUAACAGCUGGUCAAAUUAAUCAAGUGAUGUCGACUCUAAAUUUACUUGAAAUGUACAUGAAUGAUGCAAUUGAUGAAGCACAACAUGAAUAUGAGGAUUACAUUGUUUCUUGGAUUCAAGCUUCAACAUUAUUGGCAAUAGUUUGGGGAAUUGGUGGAACAUUGGAUUUGGAUUCACGAGAUGCUUUUAAUGAAUAUUUUUUAAAUUUCUGGAGAAAUGAACAACCGCCUGCAAAAAUAGUGGAAACAUUAAUUUCAAUGCCAAAUGAUGGAUUGAUUCACGAUAAUUAUUUUAUUUUUAAAGGAAAGGGAGCGUGGAAAAAUUAUGGAGAUUUGGCGAAAGUUGAGAAAUUUAUUGAAACUGAAAGUAUCGGUCAAAUGAUGAUUCCAACUAUUGAUACAAUGAAAUAUCAGAAUUUAUUUUUGCGACAUAUAAAGUGUAAAAAGAGAUUUCUUUUGUAUGGCGAAACUGGAACGGGAAAAACUUUUUAUAUUCAAAAUUUAAUGAUGAAUAAAUUGGAAGAGGAGAAAUAUGCUUCGAAUUUUAUUACAUUUACGCCAAAAACAACUGCUGCUCAAACGCAGGAAUUGGUGAUUUCAAAACUUUUUAAAAGAAGAAAAGGUCACUAUGGACCAAUGGGAGGAACGCAUUGUUUGGUUUUUAUUGAUGAUGUUAAUAUGCCAAGUAAAGAAGUUUAUGGCGCUCAACCACCAAUUGAAUUGUUGAGACAAUUUUUUGAUCAUGAACAAUGGUUUGAUUUGAAAGAACCAUUGAUGAUACAAAUUUACGAUAUAAUGUUCAUGUGUGCAAUGGCACCACCGGGUGGAAGUCGACAAGAAAUAUAUCACAGAUUUUUGAGACAUUUUAAUUUAUAUUCAAUCAACAAUUUCUCGAAGGAAAGUAUUUUUAAAAUAUUUACAAGUGUAGCUUUAAUUGGCCUCAAACGAAAUGGAUUUGCCACUGAUAUUCUCAUGACAAUAAAUAGUAUUGUCAAUGCUACAAUAAUAGUUUUUAACAGUGCAAUCAGUGAUCUAAGACCAACACCAGCGAAAUCACAUUAUCUUUUUAAUUUAAGAGAUUUUUCCCGUAUCAUCACUGGAUGCACUAUGAUCAAAAAAGAGUCAGUUGAAACAAAAACAAUUUUCAUUCGACUAUGGGUUCAUGAGAUUUUACGUGUUUUUGGAGAUCGUCUCAUUGAUAUUAAUGAUCGUGUUUGGCUUUUUAAGAAUAUUAAAGAAACAGUUUUUGAUGUUUUUAAAGAAACAUUUGAUCAUAUCUUUGAUGAUUUACCCAAAUUUAAUGGACAAUUAACUGAAGAGAGUAUGAAAAGUUUAAUAUUUGGUAAUUUUAUGGAUGUCGAUGCAAUACAGGAGGAGAGAAAAUAUGAGGAAAUUGUGUCAAUGGAAGAAUAUAAAAAUGUUGCACUUUCUUGUUUGGAGGAUUAUAAUAAUACUCAUAGAAAUAAAAUGAAUAUUGUUUUGUUUCGAUAUGCUCUUGAGCAUCUUGCUCGUAUUUGUCGAAUUAUUGCCAUUCCUAAUGGAAGUUUAUUGAUGGUAGGCGUUGGAGGCUCUGGUAGACAAUCUUUAACAAGACUUGCAGCUAGUAUGGCUGGUUAUGGACUAUUCCAACCAGAAAUAGGCAGUGCCUAUGGUGUUAAUGAAUGGCGAGAUGAUUUAAAGAAAAUUUUAAAAAAUUCCGGAGGUACUGGAAAAGAUUUAGUUUUUCUUUUCACCGAAGGUCAAAUUAAAGAGGAAAUUUUUCUCAACGACAUUGAUAGUCUUUUAAAUUCCGGUGAAGUACCAAAUCUAUUUACAAUUGAAGAGAAACAAGAAAUAAUAGAAAUGACAAGAUUAGCGGCUCAAGGGGGAAAUCGAAAUUUGGACAUAUCAAUUAUGUCGGUACUUGGAUUUUUUGUAAAUCGUUGCCGUGAAAAAUUACACAUUAUGAUUUGCUUUAGUCCCGUUGGUGAAUCAUUUCGCACGCGAUUACGUCUUUAUCCAAGUUUAGUUAAUUGUUGUACAAUUGAUUGGUUUGAAAUAUGGCCUGAGGAUGCAUUGGAGCAAGUUGCUGUAAGAUUUAUUACUGAUUUAAAUGUCAAUGAGAAUGUGAAAACAAAUGCCGUUGUUGCUUGUAAAUAUUUUCACAUUUGCGCAAAAGAUAUUAGUAAUCGAUUUUAUGAAGCAUCUGGAAGAAAAACUUACAUCACUUCUGCUGCUUUUUUGGAUCUGAUUAAGGCUUAUAGAGAUUUGACGAAUUUAAAACAAGAAGAACUUAUACUUGCCAGAGAUCGUUAUCUGAAUGGUUUGGAUAAAUUGGACUAUGCUGCUCAACAAAUUGAAAAAAUGAAAAAAACUCUUUCUGCCUUAAGACCCGAACUUGAAAAUUCAGCCAAAUUGACAACAGUAACGAUGCAAAAAAUUGAGAGUGAAAAUAUUGCUGUUGAAGAGGCAACAAUUUUAGUGAAGAAUGAUGAAAUAGUGGCAAAUGAACAAGCAAAAAUAGCGGGAGCUUUGAAAGCAGAAUGUGAAACAGAUUUGGCUGAAGCUCUACCAAUUCUUGAGGAAGCAAUAGCUGCCUUAAAUACAUUAAAACCUGCGGACAUAACAUUGGUGAAAUCAAUGAAGAAUCCUCCACAGGGUGUUAAACUUGUAAUGGCAGCAAUUUGUGUUAUGUUAAAUGUUCCUCCUGAUAGAUUAAAUGAUCCAUCAAGUGGUCGAAUAAUUUUAGACUAUUGGGGUCCAAGUAAAAGAAUUCUCAAUGAUAUUGAAUUUUUGCAUUAUUUACGAGAUUAUGACAAGGAUAAUAUUCCAAUUCAAACAAUGCAGUUAAUAAAACGUGUUUAUCUAACGGAUAAAAAUUUUGAGCCACGUAUUGUUGCAAAAGCCUCUUCAGCCGCUGAAGGUCUUUGUAAAUGGGUGCGUGCCAUGGUUCUCUAUGAUAAAGUUGCCAAAGUGGUAGCACCAAAACGAGAGAAACUCGCUGAAGCAGAAAAAUCAUUUCAAAAAAUUAUGAAUAUUUUAAAUGAAAAACGUCAAGCAUUAGCUGAACUCAAUGAAAAAUUAACAGCACUUAAUGUCAGUCUCCAAAAUAUUCUAGCAAAGAAAAUAGAUCUUGAAAAUCAGGUGACAAAUUGUAAAAAUAAAUUAAUGCGAGCUGAAAAAUUAAUAAGCGGAUUAGGUGGUGAAAAAGAACGUUGGAUUAUUUGUGCAGAAAAUCUGCAAAAAGCCUUUGACACUUUACCAGGCGAUAUAUUAAUUUCCUGUGGUAUGAUUGCAUAUUUAGGACCAUUCACAACAGCAUAUCGAUUAGAAAAUAUCGAAAAAUGGCGAAUAUAUGUGAAAAGUUUAAAGAUACCCUGCUCGGAGGAAUAUAAUUUCAUUGAUGUUCUUGGAUCAGAAAUAAAAAUAAAUUCUUGGAAUAUCUUUGGAUUGCCACGUGAUUCAUUUUCAACGGAAAAUGCAAUUAUAAUGGACAAUUCAAUGCGAUGGAGUCUUUUUGUUGAUCCACAGAGUCAAGCAAAUAAAUGGAUUCGACAUAUGGAGAAAUCAAGUGAAUUAGAAGUUGUUAAAUUGACAGAUUCUAAUUAUAUGGAUAUUAUUGAACAAUGCAUUGAAUAUGGAAAACCGAUUUUAAUUGAAAAUAUCGGUGAAACACUUGAUCCAUCAUUGGAUCCAAUUUUAAUGAAAAAUAUUUAUAAAAUUGCCGGUAUUUGGUAUAUUAAUUUAGGUGAAAAGAGUAUAGAGUAUAAUAUAAAAUUUCGUUUUUAUAUGACAACAAAAUUACGAAAUCCCCACUAUUUACCAGAGGUUUAUAAUAAAGUAACUUUAAUUAAUUUUGCAUUGACAAUUGAAGGAUUAGAGGAUCAAUUAUUGGGUAUAGUGGUGGCAAAAGAGAGGCCUGAUCUUCAAGAAAAACGAGAAUAUUUAAUUGUACAAAGUGCUGCAAAUAAGAAAGCUCUAAAACAAGUUGAAGAUCAUAUUUUAAAAACAUUAUCAGUUUCAGGAGCAACUAUAUUGGAAGAUGAGGAGGCUAUUGAAAUUUUAGAUUCAUCGAAAAUUCUUUCAAUUGAUAUAAUCAAGAAACAAGAAUCUGCAAAAGAAACUGAAGCUAAAAUUGAAAAUUUUAGACAGAGUUAUAGGCCAAUAGCAAAACAUGUUUCUUCACUUUAUUAUACAGUAACAGAUCUACCGAAUAUUGAUCCAAUGUAUCAAUAUUCAUUAGCUUGGUUUAUUAAUCUUUAUAUCUUGUCGAUUGACACUGCGAGUAAAAGUAAAAUUCUAGAGAGAAGAUUACACUUUUUAAGAGAAGCUUUCACUUACAAUUUAUAUCAAAACGUCUGCCGUUCGUUAUUCGAAAAGGAUAAGCUUUUGUACUCGUUUGUUUUGUGUACAACAAUUUUACUUGCAAAUGAAGAAAUUAAUCGAGAUGAAAUCAUAUUUUUCCUUACCGGUGGUAUUCCAUUGGGAAAUGAAUUAGAAAAUCCAGCAUCAAAUUGGCUAUCUGAUAAAUCAUGGGAUGAAAUAUGUCGCGUUGGUACAUUACGUUCAUUUGUAAAUUUCAAGGAUAGCUUCAUAAAAAAUAUAAAUAUUUGGCAAAAUUUCUACGAUUUAAUGAAUCCACAAAAUUCUUCACUACCAGAACCGUGGGAAAAAAAUUUAACAAUAUUUCAAAAAUUAAUUAUUAUGAGAUUAAUAAGACCAGAUAAGGCUGUUGCAAAAGUGAUGCAAUUUGUGGAAAUAGCAAUGGGAAUGAAAUUUGUAACACCACCAGCAUUUGAUCUUGUAAAAUCGUACGCUGAUUCAAAUUGCUUGAAUCCUUUGAUUUUCAUUCUUUCAUCUGGAUCAGAUCCAAUGAGUUCAUUGUCGAAUUUUGCUGAUAAUAUGGAAUAUACAUCGAGAUUUACUUCUAUUUCCCUUGGACAAGGUCAAGGUCCAAUUGCACGAAAACUCAUUGAACAAGCACAAGCUGAUGGUUCAUGGGUUUGUCUUCAAAAUUGUCAUCUCGCUGUCUCGUGGAUGCGGGAACUUGAAAAAAUAUGUGAAUCAUUUGACACAAGAAAUACUUCUGUCAAUUUUCGUCUUUGGCUAACUAGUUAUCCUUCGGAUAAAUUUCCAAUUACUGUUUUGCAAAAUAGUGUGAAAAUGACAAAUGAACCACCUACAGGACUUCAGUCGAAUUUACUACGAUCUUACAAGUCGGAACCUGUUAAAAAUCCCGAAUUUUUUGAAGGCUGUCCAGGAAAGGAAAAAACUUUUAAGAGAUUAUUGUACAGUUUGUGUUUUUUUCAUGCCGUUGUGCAAGAAAGAAGAAAUUAUGGGUCACAGGGAUGGAAUAUUGCAUACGGAUUUAAUGAAUCGGAUUUUCAAAUAUCUGUUCAACAACUUCAAAUAUUCAUCAACGAUUAUGAGGAAGUACCUUUUAAAGCAAUUUUAUAUUUAACUGGUGAAUGUAAUUAUGGAGGAAGAGUCACUGAUGACAGAGAUCGAAGGUGUUUAAAUACAAUUCUAUUGGAUUUUUAUAAUUCUGAUGUGAUUACAAAUUCACAAUAUACUUUUUCAAACGUUGGACCAGAUUAUGUUCUUCCUAAAAAGAAUGAGUAUAAGGAUUAUAUUAAACAAAUAGAAUCAAUUCCAUUUACAACAAUACCUGAAGUACUUGGAUUACACAUGAAUGCUGGAAUAACAAGAGAACUAAAUAUUUCAAAAAACUUUUUUGAUUCAAUGGUUCAAUUACAGGGAACAGUAUCAAUUGGCGAAAUUUCGAAACAAGACGAAUUGCUUCUAAAUAUAAAAAAUGAUAUUUAUGAUAGACUCCCUGAUUUAUUUGACAUUGAAGAGGCACAAAAAAAAUAUCCCGUUAAUUAUAUGGAAUCAAUGAAUACUGUUCUUACUCAAGAAAUGGAAAGAUAUAAUAUUCUUUUAAAGGAAAUCAAAACUUCACUUAUAAUGUUGGAAAAGGCAGUCAAGGGACUUAUAGUAAUGACUCCUGCUCUCGAGAUUCUUUCAACUUUUAUGUUGAAUUCAAAACUCCCUCCAACAUGGGCAAAAGCGAGUUCUUAUCCAAGUUUAAAACCACUUCCCAGUUAUAUAAAUGAUUUUCUUGAACGACUUAAUUUUCUUUCAAAGUGGCUUAAAAAUGGAAAACCAUCGACUUUUUGGAUAUCUGGUUUUUCAUUUGUACAUUCUUUUUUAACAGGUGCCACACAAAAUUUUGCUAGAAAAUACAAAAUACCAAUCGAUAGAAUUGGUUUUGAAUUUGAAGUACUUUCAAAAUUUGAAUCGAAUACUCCACCAAAAGAUGGUGUUUAUACUUAUGGAAUGUUUCUUGUUGGAGCAAAAUGGGAUAUAAAAAAUAUGAAACUUGCAGAGAGUACUCCAAAAGUUCUUUGGGAUGAAAUGCCUUUAGUCUGGUUCAAACCUACUGAAACAGUAAACAUUGAAAUUCGAGGUCGGUAUGAGUGCCCUUUAUAUAUAACAUCAGCUCGAUUUGGCGUUUUAAAAACUACAGGUCAUUCUUCCAAUUAUGUCCUAUCAAUAUUACUAGACACUGAUUUAGAUGUAAGAGAAUGGAUCAAAAGAGGUCUUGCUCUUUUAUGCCAACUUGACGAUUAAAAGCUGAUUUAAAUUUCUUGAUAAUAAAAUAAAAUUCUUAUUAUAAUUUCAGUGA